AUUUUGUCUGUAGCGAUGGGUGGAUGUUUGCUUCUUUGUGCUGUCUUUUUACAAUUGUCAGGGCCCUUGCAAGUUGUUUCAGCUGAGAGCGGUUCUUUGAAGUGUGGCCUGGGCUCUAAACUGUGCAAGGAUGGCUCCGAGUGUGUCCUCUACAGCCAUGUGUGUGAUGGAGAGCCUGACUGCAAGGAUGGUUCAGAUGAAGAGGACUGCGCUUCAGGAUGCGAUGAAGAUCAGUUCCAGUGUGCUCAUGGGAAAAAGUGCAUAGACAAGGUCCAGGUGUGUGACGGCGUACCUCAGUGCCAGGACCGUUCUGAUGAAAUGCAGUGCACGAAGCAGACUGAGGGCUGCGUUCAUCACUGUGACAACAAUAGUCGCUGCAUUCCUGCAAACUUCAUCUGUGAUGGAGAGAGGGACUGUUUGGAUGGCACAGACGAAGCCAACUGCGAGGACCAAGAGGAAGAUGAGCAUGAAAAGGAGGAAGGGGCCGGUUCAACCCCUUUGCCUGCUGCCUCUGUUGACUCCUCAACCCCCAUCAAGUGUCCUUUGGGCUCUAAACCCUGCAUGGACAACAUAGAGUGUGUUCUAUACAACCAUCUCUGUGACGGAGAAGCAGACUGCAAAGAUGGCUCAGAUGAGGGAGAAUGCACAUCAACGUGUGAAACAGACCAGUUCCAGUGCGCGCAUGGUAAGAAGUGCAUAGAGCAGACCCAGGUAUGUGACGGCGUGCCCCAGUGCCAGGACCGCUCGGAUGAACUGGGAUGUACCGAGCAGAUGGAGGGCUGCACUCACCAGUGUGAUAACAAGACCCGCUGCAUUCCCAACAGCUUCCUCUGUGACGGGGAGAGGGACUGUAUGGACGGCAGUGACGAAGCAUUCUGUGCUGACAAGGGCUGCAGUGCCGCUGAGUUCAAGUGUAUCAGUGGCCAGUGUGUGUCGGCCACAAUGCUUUGCGAUGGUCACCCAGACUGCUGGGACCGCUCAGAUGAGGAAAGCUGCACCAACGCACCGGUCUGCACAACCAAACAACGCUGCCCCCAGAGCAAAGAGUGUCUGGUGCAGGAGUGGAUCUGUGAUGGAGAUCAGGACUGCAAAGAUGGCACAGACGAGAAGGAUUGUCCUGUGGCUCCACUGAAAUGUGGUACGUUCCAGUGGUCGUGUAAAUCAAAGACCAAGUGUAUCCCUACAGCCUGGAGGUGUGACAGCCUGAAGGACUGCGACGAUGGCAGUGACGAGACUGAAUGUGAGCUGGUGCCAUGCCUCCCUCACCAGUUCCAGUGUGGCAGCCAGGAGUGCCUGGAUCCGAUCCUGGUGUGUAACAGCAUCACCAACUGCGCAGACGGCUCGGACGAGGGGGGCAGCUGCCAGAUUGACUGUGCGGAGGCAGAUAACAGCCGCUGCUCCCAGGGCUGCUACACCACGCCACAGGGAACGCGUUGUCGCUGUGCAGCAGGGUUCAAGCUCAUGGAGGACGGGUUGACCUGUGCUGAUAUUGAUGAGUGUGAAGGCCGGUGGCCAGGCGUCUGCAGUCAGCUGUGCAUCAACACUCUAGGGUCAUACCAAUGUGACUGUCACCCAGGCUACAUAAUGGAGAUGGGUGGACACCACUGCAAGAUCACCGGUGAACCCUUCCUGUUGACGUCCGUCCAUACGGACCUCUUCUUGUUUGGCCUGCGCAGUGGCAGCCUAGAUGUGUUGUCGUCCUCUGCCAAGAGGGCCAUCCUCUCCCUGGACUACGACUGGAGCGAGCAGAGGGUGUUUUGGGUCAGUCUGGACACUGACAGCAUCAGGUGGUCCUCGCUGGACCAGAAGACCACAGGAACUCUGAUUAAGGGUGUCCGAGCUGAUUCUAUUGCUGUCGACUGGCUCGGGAGGAACCUGUACUGGAUCGACGGAGUGAACAGUCAGAUUGUUGCCAUCAGACUGGCCACAGGCACUGUGGACCAUAGUAUCAUCCUAGAUGAAGACCUGGAUCAGCCUCGCUCUCUGGCACUGCUCCCACAAAAAGGGUUGAUGUUCUGGACUGAGAUCGGAAAUGCAGUGAAGAUAGAGCGUGCCGGGAUGGACGGGUCGGAGAGGAGGGCAGUGGUGAACUCCAGUCUGGGCUGGCCGGGCGGUGUGGCUGUGGACACCAUCUCUGAGCGAGUCUACUGGACGGAUGAAAGGCUGAGGGCAAUAGGAUCUGCAACGCUGGAUGGAGAUGACAUUCGGAUUCUACAGAUGAAAGAGACCACCAACCCAUUCUCACUGGCAGUGUUCAAUGACAUGCUCUACUGGUCUGAUGCCAAGAAGCGAGUGGUGCUGGCUGCCCAUAAAAUAUCUGGCAAAAACCACCAAGUUCUCCUGAAAAGACCCAGACAACCUUUUAGUGUGAAGGUCAUCCACCCAUUGCUCCAGAUGGGCAUUGAGAACCAGUGUGAGAAGAUGAACUGUUCCCACAUGUGUGUGUUGGCCCCGGGACCCAAGGCUGUGUGCAAGUGCCCCGCUGGACUCUUACUGGCUGAGGAUGGUCUUACCUGCUCCAGCCUGGUUAAUUCAGCGGUCCUGCUGAUGCUGUCUCCCUCUACUGUCACCCAGAUCUACCUGCAGUCCCGACACACGGCUGCAGACCUGCAGGGCUGGCCUGAACACCUGGCCCUGCAGGUGCCCGGCGUCAAUGAGGCAGUCAUCAUGGACUACAGCGUACGUGACCACACCCUGUUCUUGACGGACGACGGCACAACUUCACUCAGCUCCUUCAAACUGAAGGGCUCCGACUUGUCCUCCCAGGGCCAGCUUCUAAAACUCCUGGGGAACACCAUCACCGCCAUGGCCCUGGACUGGGUAACGCGUAACGUCUACUGGAGCAGCAACAAACAGCCCCGCCUGCAGGUGACCUCCAUCACCAGUGCACACACUGCUGUCCUCAUAAAGGAAGGUAUUGGCAGAGUGGAGUCCAUCGCCCUCCACCCUCCCAGUGGAAGAGUUUGUUUCACCAACCUGGGCCUGCAGGGAAGAGGCACAGUGGCUACUGUAGAGUGCGCCAACAUGGACGGAGACGGGCGGAGUGUGGUGUGGAAGGAUGCCGUCCAACCCACUUCUCUGGUCUUCUCCAAUAAUGGGGAGACUAUAUACUGGGCUGACACGGAUUCAGGGACCAUCGGCUCUGUCCAGCUUAAUGGAUCUGGAUACAAAGAGUUGAAGGCUGAUGAUGGCCUGGCUUCUGUGGCUGUGAGUGAUUAUGCGCUGCUCUGGAUGACUGUCAGUGACAAGACCAGGCUGUGGUACAGAGAUGAGCAGCAGCAAAACAAGUUGUGGUUUGAGGUCGGCACAGAAGUGAUCAGCAUAAAGGCGUUCGGCAAGUCCAGUCAGACUGGUUCAAACCAGUGCACGGAAAACAACGGCAACUGCCAGCACUUAUGCCUCGCCACCCCAGGAGGUCGGACAUGCAGGUGUGCCCAUGACCAAAUCCUUGUGAAUGCCACCCACUGUGGCCCGGAUCAGAGCUGCCCAGAUGGCAGCCGGCAGUGUCUGGAUCAACUCUCAUGCCAGCCUGUUGAGAAGUUCUGUAACGGUCACGUGGACUGCUAUGAUCACUCGGAUGAGAACUGUGUCAAUCUGAAGCAGUGGUCAGGAGUCAAGGUUCUCGCUCCCACCAAGCCCCGGAGCUCCUCUCCUUCUCCGCCGCCCUCUCCAACUCCUCUCCUCUCCACCCUGAAUGUGAAAGUUCUGCCCAAGAACCUGGACGCCGAGCAGUGCAGCCAGAAACGCUGCAGCGGCAACGGACGCUGUGUCGAAACCAACGGAGACACUGCGUGUGUGUGUUCACUGAUCUACAGCGGUGACUCCUGUCAAGACAAUCUCCUGAAGAACAUGCAGAGUCCGAUCGUCUACGGCGCCGCGGGGCUCUGUGCGGGAGUGGUGGUCAUUGCUGUGCUGGCAGCUGUGGUUAAACGGAAAAAGAGCGCCAACACACGGAGAGCUAGCCCAGCAGCUGUGAAGGGAACCAGUAUGACUGACCUGGAGAACAAAGCUGAGACCACCCCAACUGAACAAACUUCCCCAGCAGACUCCGACAAACCCGAGGAAGCGGUAUCUUCUGUGGGCUGAGGUUGAUUCAUGGGCAAGCAAAGUUUUAAAUAAACGG
This is a messenger RNA of Anoplopoma fimbria (sablefish), 4123 nucleotides long. RefSeq names its product low-density lipoprotein receptor related-protein 13 (gene lrp13a). The record is from RefSeq and is a predicted model, not a curated record. Lineage: Eukaryota; Metazoa; Chordata; Actinopteri; Perciformes; Anoplopomatidae. The transcript has 21 exons. The coding region runs from base 16 to 4086 and encodes 1356 amino acids. Gene Ontology annotation, molecular function: protein binding; calcium ion binding.